Molecule: messenger RNA, 6987 nt
Organism: Triplophysa rosa
Lineage: Eukaryota; Metazoa; Chordata; Actinopteri; Cypriniformes; Nemacheilidae
Gene: pde10a
Product: phosphodiesterase 10A
Exons: 22
Coding region: 825-3383 (852 amino acids)
Biological process (GO): signal transduction; negative regulation of receptor guanylyl cyclase signaling pathway
Molecular function (GO): 3',5'-cGMP-stimulated cyclic-nucleotide phosphodiesterase activity; protein binding
Source: RefSeq, a predicted model, not a curated record
ACCGGCGAUGCUGCUGCUGAUGGAGCCUUUAUUUACAUACAACUCUUAAACUGUUUCGCGCCACCAAAAACACACAGACAGCUUACGAUCGAAAAACACGCGAAAACUACACACCAGGUUUAAGUCACCUAAACUCGAGAGCGCUGAAACCAUGAAUAUUUGGUCGCUCCGCGGUUACCUAGCAACCGGACUAAGAAGUUUUGAGGAGAUCGCGGUCAACCCUUCAUCGCUAAUGCAUCGCUGGACUGACGGUUUCUAUAUAAGAGCGAAGGUACUGCGCGGUGCUCGAUAUUGUUUGAUUUGGUGCUUUAUAAACGGUACACGGGUGGACAAAGAGGAAGUUUCUGAUGGCAGAUGGCAUUUGGGCUGGCGACUUAAACCGACCUGUUGCGCGUCGUUUAAGCGUCAUCACAAUUUCGCUGGUUGAGAGUUGGACAUACGGACAGUUAAAGUAUCUACCCUCGGUUGACCAUGUCCGCAAAAAUGUUACUGUUUAUGUGCAUCCCAACAACACGGGCAACCUCGUGGGUGCCCGUGCCUCUGCGAAUAGCCGGGCGCAUUUUGAUUCGCAAACUGUCUUGGACGCGUACUUUUCUGCUUCAGUAUAAUCCCGGGCACACGUGAUGCGCAAAUCACUUUCGUGGCAACAUCUCUCAUUUGUCAGCGUAUUUCUAAACUCAAAGCCUACAGUUUUGGGGUUGUGUUGCCGCUUUUGUAAAACACGGACUCUCAUCACCACCGGCACAUCUGGCACUCGCUAACUUUUGCCCUCCUUGCGUCGAUUUCGUGUCGUAGCGAAUUGGAAACUGUGGAUGCCUGAAUGAAUGGGGAUCGCGCUCCGUAAAGGUUCCGAGUGUCAGCAUCCCGCUAGUUUUAUGUGCUUGUCCAGACAGCUGAGUGUUUCUCGUCCUCAUUCGCAUCUCAGUUUUGAGUCAAGAACAAAGAUACAAAACAGAAGGCGUCACAUUGGACCGCCGAUGUCGAAGAAACGCAAAACUCCAGACGACGGUUGCGGUGGCGGGGAGUUUGAGGGCGCAGAGGAUUCCCUUCACCAAGGUUUGACGGAUGAGAAAGUGAAGGCUUAUCUCUCCCUUCACCCGCAGAUGCUGGAUGAGUUUGUUCUGGAGAGCGUGAGCGCAGAGACGGUAGACAGAUGGUUGAAACGGAAAAGCAGCAGCCAGCCUGCAGAUGGUUCCCCGGCUAAAGAAGUCAGCAGGCAGUAUCAGGACACGAAUAUGCAGAGCGUCGUAUAUGAGCUGAACAGCUACAUGGAGCAGCGACUGGACACUGGAGGAGACAACAAACUACUGCUCUAUGAGUUGUGCAACAUCAUCAAAACAGCCACUAAAGGUGAUGGAUUUGCACUUUAUUUCCUUGGAGAAUGCAACAAUAGUUUAUGUUUGUUCACUCCGACGGGGGCAAAAGAGGGGCUUCCUGGGCUCAUCCCCUCUGGUCCCAUCACGUUUGGGACCACCAUCGCUGCUCACGUUGCAAAGACACGCAAGACACUACUUGUAGAGGACAUCAUGGGGGAUGAGAGGUUUCCUCACGGCACAGGGCAGGACUCAGGGAUCCAUGUUCAUUCUGUUUUGUGUCUACCCAUCCUCACCGCCAUCGGAGACCUCAUCGCCAUCCUGGAGCUGCACCGCCACCGGGGCAGAGAGCCCUUCAACCUCAGUCACCAGGAGGUUGCAACGGCAAAUUUGGCGUGGGUGUCUGUAGCCAUACAUCAGGUUCAGGUCUGCAGAGGUCUUGCCAAACAGACUGAACUCAAUGAUUUUCUUCUAGAUGUGUCAAAAACGUACUUUGACAACAUAGUGGCAAUAGAUUCUCUACUUGAACAUAUCAUGAUAUAUGCAAAAAACCUGGUUAAUGCGGACAGAUGUGCGCUCUUCCAGGUGGAUCAUAAUAACAAAGAGCUGUAUUCUGACCUGUUUGAUAUCGGCGAGGAGAACGAAGGGAAACCUGUCUUUAGGAAAACCAAAGAAAUUAGGUUUUCUAUAGAGAAAGGAAUAGCAGGUCAGGUGGCAAGAACGGGAGAAGUUUUGAAUAUUCCAGAUGCCUAUGCAGACCCGCGUUUCAACAGAGAAGUAGAUCUCUACACUGGCUACACGACACGAAACAUCCUGUGCAUGCCUAUAGUGAGCCACGGGAGUGUGAUCGGUGUCGUACAGAUGGUGAAUAAGCUGGGAGGAAGUGCCUUCACGAAAACCGAUGAGAACAACUUUAAGAUGUUUGCUGUCUUCUGUGCUUUGGCCUUACACUGUGCAAAUAUGUAUCACCGGAUAAGACAUUCAGAGUGUAUUUACCGGGUGACAAUGGAAAAGCUUUCUUACCACAGUAUCUGCACGUCAGAGGAGUGGAAGACUCUCACACAGCUCUCACUCCCUUCACCUGUAUAUAAAGAGAUUGAACUGUUUCACUUCGACAUCGCACCUUUUGAGGAGCUUUGGCCUGCGAUCUUUGUGUACAUGGUUCACAAUUCAUGCGGGAAAAGCAGCUUUGAGCUGGAGAAACUGUGCCGCUUCACUAUGUCAGUGCGGAAGAAUUACAGACGAGUGCCAUAUCACAACUGGAAACACGCGUUGACGGUAGCACACUGUAUGUAUGCCAUCCUUCAGAAGACCUCGGGGAUCUUCACUGAACUUGAGAGGAAAGGUUUGCUGAUCGCCUGCUUAUGUCACGACCUGGACCACCGCGGCUACAGUAACAGUUAUCUGCAGAAGUUUGAUCAUCCACUGGCUGCCCUGUACUCCACCUCCACUAUGGAGCAGCAUCAUUUCUCCCAGACUGUGUCCAUCCUGCAGCUGGAAGGGCACAAUAUUUUCUCCAACCUGACUUCCAGUGAGUAUGAGCAGGUUCUGGAGAUCAUCAGGAAGGCCAUCAUCGCUACGGACCUGGCGCUGUACUUCGGCAAUCGCAAGCAACUGUCCGAGCUGCUGGCCACAGGGGCUCUAGACCUGAACAACCGAGCCCACAGGGACCGUGUGAUUGGUCUGAUGAUGACCGCGUGUGAUCUUUGCUCCGUUACCAAACUAUGGUCCGUCACACGCCUCACGGCCAAUGACAUCUAUGCUGAGUUUUGGGCUGAGGGGGAUGAGAUGAAGAAGAUUGGAAUACAGCCCAUCCCUAUGAUGGACAGAGAUAAAAAAGAUGAGGUUCCCCAGGGACAGGUGGGGUUUUACAAUGCUGUGGCUGUUCCCUGUUACAUGACCCUAUCAGAUCUGUUUCCUCCCUCCAAUCCUCUGCUAACAUCCUGCAGGGAAAAUCUGUCCCAGUGGGAACGAAUUGUGCGAAAAGAGGACGUCUCUGCGUGGGCUUCCACUGAAGAAGCUGAACUGAGCGAGACCUCAGACAGUGGACCGGUCAAAGUGGACAACUGAAUCUGUGUGUGUGUGUGCGCCCCACAGCAGCACCUACAGCCUGCCAGACACAUUGAACUUCCUGUGGACAGUCCCACUUCCUGUAGAGACGGGAGGAAGUGAAGAGGGCAGGCGAGGACGGAUAUAUUGUGAAAGAUAAACAAACACAUAAUGUUACCUCAGUGGGUGACGGAGGUGAGCGCUCUGAAGACAUCAGGGCUGGCUGGGACUCAAAUUCACCCUGCGCGGAAAGCAGAACGGGGACGUCGGUACUUUUGCUUAGGAGGUCUCUUUUGCAUCUUUCGAUUUAAGUGAUUCUUUUUCAUUUUGAUGAGUUUCUUUGGUCUUGCAUUUGAAGAAGCCUUAAAAUAUGAACCGGUCGGGCGACUCUAGUUUCAAACGGUACCUUUGACCCUGCUGUGCUGAAAAAGCUGAGUGCUUGUAUUUUGGGCAGAAAGACAGAAGGAACGUGGAGUCAAACGUAAGGAGCACGAGGCACGGGAACUCCGUCGCUCUCGUGAUCUGAUGGAUGGAUGUUUUAUGUGAUACUUUGAGCAAAAAUGUUUUGCAGUACUUGAAUGAGGAAAUACAGCCUAUUCUGUGUGGAGUCGAAAACAAGAAACCCCCUGCAGCACAUCUGUCCAAAGCAAAGAGCUUUUGUGAUGGCACGAGUGACGUCAUCCUGAACCUCGCUGGAGUCACACGCGAGUCACGGCCCAUCGGCAGCAUCUUCUAACCAGAUAUGAGAGUCAGCUUACCUUGUUUUCUUUAACUCGUAUGUGACCUUAAAGGGACAGUUGACCCAAAAAUGAAAAUUCUGUCAUCAUUUAAUCACCCUCUUGUCAAUUCAAACCUGUAUGACUUUCUUCUGCAGAACACAAAAGAAGAUAUUUUGAAGAAUUAACGUCGGUCCCCAUUCACUUCUAUUGAAUGGACACAAAACCAAUGCAAGUCAAUGAGGACCAAUGGUUUUCUGUUAACAACAUGCUUCAAAAUAUCUUUGUGUUCUGCGGAAGAAAGAAAGUCAUACAGGUUUAAAAUUACUCGAAGGUGAAUAAAUGAUGACAGAAUUUUCAUUUUGGGGUGAACUAUCCCUUUAAACGGUUCAUAUCAUGAGCAAUAAAAAAAAUCCUUCAUCUUCUGAGAUAAGCGUUUGAUGUACGUAGUUCGAAAACGUAGUUGUAAGUUUAAAUCCUGCAAACGUCCUACUAAAAAGAGCGUUUAUUGAAAUUAAGAUGUAAAAACGACACCGCAACUAUCUCAACUUUGACGUCAAAUGAACGGAUUUGAAUACAUGCAAGCGUGACAACAUUUACAUGUCGACGAUAUCCGUUUAGUGUUCAGAAAAGUUGAAAAGAGGCUGUUUGCAUAGAUAUCAUCAGAUCACAACUGCCUGUUUAAUUCCCAAUGUCAGCGAAAGGGCGGAAAAUACAUUUACUGUAAAAAUAACUGUAAAUUCAAAAAAUAACAUUAUUAGUGGACCCUAGAGGAAGAUGUAAUUAAAAAUGGUUUAAUAAGACCCCUUAAAAUGACUGUAAAUGAAAUGCAUAGCAAAACUUGAAUAAUUAUAAACAAUACCACACCAGAUAAUACCAGCCAUUAUUUUAGCAUGUGUGCAUAUUUCUAAUACAAUUAAAUGACUAACCAUGUAAAAAAAAUAGUUGCACACAACCAGAUCAAAUGUGAUUUCAUCAUAAGAGGAAAUUACGAAACAAUUUGUUAUUACAUUUUGUACUACAAAUCAACUUUAAACGGUUACCAACUCCCACUGUCUUGACUGUAAAUUCAUAAAUAAUAAUAAUAAUAAAGAAGAAGCGAUAAUUGACAGAACAGGUGUUAAGAGGAUAACUAUUAAUACAUAUCACAUGAGAUGUGUAUAAACAUUAGUAAAAAUACACUGCCUGUCUGAAUGACUUCAGUUAUGUAGCAAAUAAUCAACACUUUUGUUAAGCCGCAUAUAAACUACACUACUAACCAAGCAGCCUUAGCAUCAUUUUUUUUAAUGCAAGUAUGUGAACAUCCUGCGUGUCUCUGUAGUUUUAAAUACUGUCACAUAUUGAAGAAAGCAUCCAAAAUAGAAAUAAAAUCUUGGGCACUUAUUGUGAGCCUCUUCCAAAGCUUUAAAUAAAUUCACUUUCCCGCGUUCGCUUCUGUAUGAAGGUUGUUUAAACAGCAGGGACGAAUAAGAUGAAGCUUAAUGUCUUCGGCUGCUUGUGCCAUUCAAGAAAUUCUCCAAUGUAUUCCUCUGGCUGUUCUGUAAAUUAAGCAAUGUGGGCGGGGCUUAGCAAAGGGUCAAUUCAAAAUGUAUCGGACGCUGACGAUUGCACACCUUGGACAGUAUGAUGUAUUCCAUCUAGAUCAUACCAUGCGUGUGGCUACAGAUCAGAGAUUUCAGGAUGUUGAUAUCUGCUCAAAGACAAAUUUUAAGUUGCAGUUACAAGCUUUCUGAUAUAAUUCCUUUGUUUUAAUAACCUGCUAUUUUUGUUUGGACCUGCUGGAGGUCCCUGCAGUCCUUGUGGACAAUGACCGAGCUCUGACUGAUGAUGGCCUUUCUGUAUAUAUACUGCAGGACUGAUGAGAGAAUGUAAUCAAUACUGUCACAAACUGCUUCAAGAUGCCUGCUAGUUUUUUUAAGUGUACCAAAGGUGUACACCGUGAGAUAUGGGAGUCUUAUUAAUGACUUCCAAUGGUUGCGUGGGCAUGCCACAUGCUCUGUGUGUGGAGAUAUUUGUAAGCUACAUUCUAAUGGUGCUAUCUUAGGCAGUCAUGCACUUUCUGACUGUGUGUGUGCGUGCGUGUUCGCUCUGGACUAAUGCUAUCAACUUCACCCACAGAGUCAGUGUCCGGCAUCAUCCACAACCAGUCGUCUUUCCCCUCAUAUGCACUAUGUUUAGAGACUAUUAUUAAUAUUAUUGCUCCUGUUAUAUUGUUAUUGCAACAGUUAUUGAUUAUUACCAUUGUUAUUUUGUUAGAGUUCCAUUUUAAAUUAACUUAUAUUUUUUAUACAAAAAGUUUAGCAUUUUUGUUUUGUACAGAACAAAUUGUACAUUGUGGAAUAAAGCGAAUGGUGAUUUAGAGCCACUGCAUACUGUUGCCCGAGAUAAAUGUCUCAACUCUAAAUGUAUGAGCAGUAAUUACUUUUAUUAAAUAUUUCUGACAAAUCUAAGAUGUGUGAUGUUACGCAUGUUUUACAUGAUAAUGUUUCUAUGGUUAUGGAUAUUUGAUGUGGAAUGUAAGUCUAUAAACACGUUAAACACAAGAUUCACAGGUUGGCUACUGUGAAAUCAUAGCUACCCCACAUCUCAACUUCUCAUUAUUAUACCUACUGUUGGGAAUCAUGGUAAGUUGCAGACAUUUUGAACACUGUUUUGUUAUGUACUUGCUCUUUUUUACCAAAAAAGGUUAAUAAUUGCAACCUUUAUUUAUUUUAUAUGUUUAUUUUAAUUAUACUUUAUUUAUUCUGAGUGUGCCAAAAUAUGUUUCGUGUGCAGUUUCUGUAUAUUCGAGAAAGAGACAGAACUACGGAUCCAUACGCAUAACUUCACGCAAAUUCCUGUUGAAUCCUGUGUGUCUGUCGCCCUCUAUUGGCCAGUAGCUGAUCUUUAUGAUACACUCUAUUAAGUCU